This is a messenger RNA of Glycine soja, 1828 nucleotides long. Its product is annotated as protein PIN-LIKES 3-like. Gene Ontology annotation, biological process: endoplasmic reticulum to cytosol auxin transport. The record is from RefSeq and is a predicted model, not a curated record. NCBI's taxonomy places the organism in Eukaryota, Viridiplantae, Streptophyta, Magnoliopsida, Fabales, Fabaceae. The transcript has 11 exons. Bases 359 to 1615 code for a protein of 418 amino acids. Gene Ontology annotation, cellular component: membrane.
GGUGACAUAAUUUAAAAGAUCCCGGCCAAUUUUUUGCCGUCUCAUUACAAUUUUGUAGAAAAUCAAAUUAAAUCUCCAAAGUCAUCAAGACAAUACAAUCAUACAGAGUACGGAUGAUGGAAAAUGCCAACUAAAAUUACAAGCUCAUAAGUAGGUCACGACAGCCUCCAUAAAAUGGAUCUAAUUUGCCUAGCUAUCAAUCAACUGUACAAACACAAAAACACUUUCAACUUUGCAGAGAGCUUUAUGAGCUUGUAGUAGCAGAGUGGGGAGGUACCAAACAGAGCAAUUGAAGUUGAACAUUAUUAGGUGUUCUAGAUCCUAGGGUGGCAUCUGGAAUCACACUCUUCAAUCAACAAUGAAAUUCUGGGACCUAUUCUUCGUGGCUCUCAUGCCAGUCUUGGAGACCCUCUUGAUUACUCUCCUUGGUUUAUUAAUUGCAACCCAACGAUUUAAUCUCCUGCGAAGCGUUGAAGCAAGGAAUUAUUUAAAUAAUCUUGUGUUUUACAUCUUCACUCCGGCGCUCCUUGUUGCUGAUUUGGCCGAGACAAUCACGUUCAAUCGAUUGGUUGAAAUGUGGUUUUUGUUGGUGAAUAUAUUUUUAACGUUAGUGGUUGGCUCCAUUCUCGGUUGGAUGCUUAAUAAAAUCGCCAAAACCCCCAAACACCUCCGGGGUCUUGUCAAUGGUUGCUGCACUGCUGGGAAUUUGGGGAAUAUGCUUCUUAUCAUUGUCCCAGCAGUUUGUGAACAAAGCAGUAGUAUAUUUGGAGAUUCAUCCACAUGCUCAACUUAUGGACAAGCUUAUGCGGCAUUUUCUACAGGAGUGGGUACAGUUUUUAUAUGGACGUAUCUGUUUAUCGUCAUGGAUACAAGUACGGAUAAGAGCAAUAAAAAAGAGAUUAAUAGUGAUAGUGUAAUAUGUUCUGCUGGAACCCUAGAAAGAUUUCCCCCAAAUAUCACAGAAUCAUUGCUAACUUCAACGGACUCUGUGAGCAUUGACGACCUUUCCAUUCAACCGGAUCAUGAGUUACCAUAUGACAACAAUGGGAGAAAGACACCAAUCUUGGAUAACAUUACAAGUUCAAUUACAAAAUGCAUGGGAUAUGUCAAAGUGGAGACAGUGUUUACACCAUCAACAAUUGCAGUGAUUAUUGGAUUUGCCAUCGGAGCGAUUUCUCCAAUUAAAAAGCUCGUGGUUGGUGAUAGUGCUCCCUUUCGUGUUAUUAUCAGUUCUGCUUCUUUAGUGGGGGAGGCCACAAUUGUGUCUAUGACUUUGGUAGUUGGAGCAAAUCUUCUUGAUGGUUUAAAGAAGUCAGGAAUAAGCAUUUUCUUGAUUAUAGGGAUUAUGGUAGUGCGGUUCAUAAUUUCACCUAUCUUGGGUAUUUUGAUUGUUAAAGCAGCAUAUUAUUGGGGAUUCAUUGGAUCGUAUUCGUUAUAUCAAUUUGUUCUUAUGCUUCAAUAUGCGCUUCCACCUGCAACAAUUGUAGGUACUGUUGCCCAGAUGCUCGGGAAUGGUGAGAGUGAAUGUUCUCUUAUCAUGAUAUGGACAUAUUUCAUUGCAACAUUUAGUCUCACUCUUUGGUGCACCUUCUUCAUGUGGAUGUUGGAGGUAUAGACUAAAAUUAAUCAUGGGUUUCUUUUGCCAAACGGGAAUCAUAUACAGUAUGUAUGUAAGAUCAAAUUGUUUUGAAAUAUAAAAAAAAUGAUUUGUAAUUGUUGCAUAACAAUUUGGAGAACAUUUGUAAGAGUGUCUUGUCAUUAUUUUUCAUUUCCUUUUGUGUUGCACCUUUUUAUUUUUUAUUUUUACAUGUUUCACCUUUCUAUGUCA